This is a messenger RNA of Melozone crissalis (California towhee), 1167 nucleotides long. RefSeq names its product natterin-3-like. NCBI's taxonomy places the organism in Eukaryota, Metazoa, Chordata, Aves, Passeriformes, Passerellidae. The record is from RefSeq and is a predicted model, not a curated record.
AUGGCGCCGCCCCAGCUCCCGGCGCUGCUGCUGCUGCUCGGAGCCGGAAUUCCGGCAAUUCCGGGAAUUUUGGGAAAUCCGGGAAUUCCGGGAGUUCCGGGAGUUCCGGGGAUGGCGGCGGCGCCGGCCCCGGGCAGGAACCACGGGGAGAUCCCAGCUCCCUCCCGGCGCCUCCCUCGCUCCGUGGCCGCCUCCCCGUGGCUCCGCUGGGCUCCGUUCCGCGGCUCCGUCCCCGCCGACGCCGUGUCCAGCCCGGACCCCGCGUCGGGCCGCGCCGCCUUCGUGUGCUCCACGCGCGCCCACGGCUGCAACCUCGGCUCCUUCGAGCCCGCCCGCGGCCCCUUCUGCCUACCCCCUGGCACGAGCAGGAGCUGGCGCAGCGCCGACUUCCGGCUGCUCCUCAACCCCGGCGGCUUCGAGGCGCUCGACUGGGUGGACGACUCCUUCGGGGGGACGCCGCCCGGCGCCGUCGAGGGCUGCCCGCUGACCGACGUGUUCGUGGGCCGCGGCCCCGAGGGGCUGGGCAAGGUGUCCAAGGAGCAGCAGGCGCUCUUCGUGCCCGUGCGGGGCGAGGAGGUUUGGUACAAGUGGUACCAGGUGCUGGCGGUGCGCCAGGGCGCCGCCGGCGUCUCCAUCGCCGACGUGUCCUACGACGGCGGCGCGGCGCUGGAGAGCGCCGAGGACGCGGAGCUGGCCGAGGUGCUGGCCAGGAACGAAGGGUGCGAGGCGGUGUCCAAGGAGGUGGCCGUGGAGGAGGCCACCGAGGUUGAGCGGGGCUGGAGCGCCGCGCUGCCGGCGCUGGCGGCCGCCCGCGGGGUUCUCCGCGCGCCCCCCAUCGUCCUGACCGACCCGCGCGGGUGGGAUCUGGGCAACGUCACCGCCGUGCCGUGGGUCGGCGGAGCCGCCGUCACCGAGUUCGUGUCGCGGGUGCACCGCGCGCGGCCGGAGAUCCCGGCGCGCUCCGAGUGCUCCGUGCUGCUCCGGGGGCUCCGGAGGAGGAUCCGGGUCCCGUUCGGGGCGCGGCUGACGCGCGAGUUCCGCUCGGGGCCCCCGCACCGUGUGGACGUGGCGGGGACGGCGUGGAGCGGCGGCGUCACCGGCGUCCGCGUGGAGCUGGGCAGGUGCCGGAGCAUCGCCGGGCUGCCGCCGUGCCCCGGCGGGGGGUGA